Messenger RNA from Ramularia collo-cygni, 1545 nucleotides. Its product is annotated as related to MEVALONATE KINASE. Gene Ontology annotation, biological process: isoprenoid biosynthetic process; ergosterol biosynthetic process. The record is from RefSeq and is a predicted model, not a curated record. Lineage: Eukaryota; Fungi; Ascomycota; Dothideomycetes; Mycosphaerellales; Mycosphaerellaceae. Bases 1 to 1545 code for a protein of 514 amino acids. Gene Ontology annotation, cellular component: cytoplasm. Gene Ontology annotation, molecular function: mevalonate kinase activity; ATP binding. The transcript has a single exon.
AUGCCGACCGCGACGCCCCCGACAAAUGGAGCACCACGUACCCGAAUUAAUGGCCAUCAUGUCCCCUCCUCAAAAUCCCCCACACGCGAUACCGAAUGCCAGACCGAAGAUGACUCGAGCCCCGAAAGGACAGCGAAACUACUAGCAGAUCGGCCGCGACACAAGCGAAAGGAGUCCAGUCCGCUAGCACCUGCUUUCAUCAUCUCCGCUCCGGGCAAGACCAUUGUCUACGGCGAGCAUGCAGUCGUGCAUGGAAAAGCGGCGAUCGCUGCUGCCAUCUCCCUUCGCACAUAUCUCCUCGUCACCACACUAUCCAAGUCGAAGAAGACGAUCAGCCUAAAGUUCACGGAUAUCGGACUGGAUCACACAUGGAACAUUGCAGACUUGCCUUGGAGGGAGUUUGCGCCGCGGAAGAAGAAGUAUUAUGAUUUGGUUACGACGCUGGAUAAAGAGCUGGUGGAGGUCAUGCAGCCGCAUAUAGCAUCUGUGGGUGCUGAUGAGGCUUCGCCAGAGAAGAAGAAGAUCCAUCAGUCUGCCGCAAGUGCAUUUCUCUAUCUGUUCCUCUCACUCGGCUCAGAGCACUCACCCGGUGCUGUUUAUGCUAUGCGUUCGACGAUACCAAUCGGAGCAGGCCUGGGCAGCAGUGCGAGUGUAAGUGUGUGUAUUGCAGCUGCGCUGCUGGUUCAAUCUCGAGCUCUCUCUGGGCCACAUGCAGAUCAGCAGAGCACCGAGGCAGAACAACAGUUGGAAAGGAUCAAUCGUUGGGCAUUCGUCGGUGAGCUGCUCAUUCAUGGCAAUCCCAGCGGAGUGGACAAUACAGUCGCCACGAAUGGUCAUGCUGUAAUGUUUCAGCGAACAGACUACAACAAGCCACCCUCAGUUGAGAUUCUACGCGACUUCCCCGAGCUUCCGUUAUUGCUAGUCGACACCUGCCAGGCAAAGUCCACGGCUGCAGAGGUUGCGAAAGUUGGGCAGUUGAAAACUAUGCAUCCCACGGUCGUCGAGGGCAUCCUAAAUGCAAUCGAUAGCAUUACACGAUCCGUCUACGACAAGAUCACCAGCGACGAUUUUGAUCCGCGAUCUCGCGAGUCCAUCACACAUCUUGGAGAACUCAUGAAUGUCAACCAUGGCCUUCUCACCAGUCUCGGUGUCUCCCACCCGCGACUGGAGAGAUUGCGGUAUCUGGUGGAUCAGGCGGGUGUAGGCUGGACGAAACUCACUGGAGCUGGAGGUGGAGGCUGUGCCAUCACUUUAUUGAAGCCAGAGGCAUCACCAGAAUCCAGUCAGCUGAAUGGCGAAGCCGCUCACUCAUUGACGGACUCUGCRAUCAGCGUGCUUGUGAGGCAACUGGAGGAGGAAGGCUUCACGAAAUACCAAACGACACUGGGUGGAGACGGAGUAGGUGUGUUGUAUCCGGCAGUCAUCAGAGAUGAGGACAUCGAUCAGGAUAUGUUCCUAGCGGCAGAGGGCAGGGAGGGAGUGGAGGAUCUGGUAGGUGAUGGCAACGAUGAUGGAACAGAGGAAUGGAAGUAUUGGAGACCUUGA